This is a messenger RNA of Anopheles cruzii, 1513 nucleotides long. Its product is annotated as reticulon-4-interacting protein 1 homolog, mitochondrial-like. The transcript has 4 exons. Gene Ontology annotation, molecular function: oxidoreductase activity. Gene Ontology annotation, cellular component: mitochondrion. The coding region runs from base 123 to 1358 and encodes 411 amino acids. The record is from RefSeq and is a predicted model, not a curated record. NCBI's taxonomy places the organism in Eukaryota, Metazoa, Arthropoda, Insecta, Diptera, Culicidae.
CCGAGAAAGGUAGGGAAAGUGCUCGGAAGCAGUCGCGGUGCCAUUCAGUGGAUCGUGAGGCCAACCUAAAGUUUGUGCACCAUUCCACGGUACACGGUAGGAACAACAGCAAAACCCCUAAAAUGGUACUUACCAGGUGCGUUCGAUGGAUCACAAAGUAUGGCAAGCUUCGCGAUAUUACGGGCACCUAUCGUUGCCUAGCAACGUCUACAGUGCCGUCUAGCUCGACGGCAACACCUACGCACGAGCAGCAAAGACGCCACGCUUCGCAUGGCAGGAUGUCCGGCUGGGAGAUCAACGCGUACGGAAGCCCCCAAGAGGAGGUGCAAUUUAACGGUGGCAUCAGAAUUCCAACCCUGAAGUCACCCACCCAGCUGUUGGUGAAGGUGAAGGCUGCUUCCGUGAACCCGAUCGAUGUUGCAAUGAUAGCUGGUUACGGCGCGUCCGUGUUGAAUGCGAUGCGCGGGAAGCAUGGUGACAUCGAGUUCCCGCUCGUGCUGGGGCGUGACUUUUGUGGAGAAAUCGUGCAAAAAGGGCUCGGAAUUUCGAGCCGCGAACUCGAAGUAGGCGACGAAGUGUGGGGCGUUGUGCCGUUGCACUUGCAAGGAUGCCACGCGGAUUACGUUACGGUAGAAAAGUACUGCUUAUUUAAAAAACCGGCCAACUUGAGCAAAAUCGAUGCCAGCGCCGUACUGUACGCGGGCCUAACGGCCUGGUCCGGGCUCUAUCUGACCGGCCACCUGGGCGAUCUGCUCGGAGCCAUUUCGCCGGUCGGUGGUGGAUGUGGCAAGAAAGUCCUGGUGCUCGGUGCUUCCGGUGGCGUUGGCACGCUCGUAGUGCAGAUGUUGCUCGCCGAAGGCGUGGACGUGUUUGCCACCUGCUCAACGGACGCCAUGCAGUUUGUGCACAAUCUGGGCGUCAAGCAUCUGCUCGACUACAAUGAUCCUGCUCACGUGCAGAGCCUCACCAGCGUUGGACGCUUCGAUAUCGUGCUCGAUUGUGCCGGAAAAGGGACGGACUACGCAAAGGAGGUGCCGUGGCGGUUCGAUCAGUACAUCACCUUCAACUCGCCGGUGCUGAAAAACAUCGACACGAACGGGUUCAGUGCGGGAAUGUACCAGAACGCCGCCGAUCUCGUGCGCAGUAACGUGUCUUCGUUCAACAGCUGCCGGGGGCUGGUAAAGUGGGGUUACUUUGUCCCGGCUCCGCAAGGUAUUGCCUAUUUGCAGCGACUCGUUGAACGGGGUAAACUGCUGCCGGUGGUGGAGCAAGUUUUUCCCUUCGCCAACACUCCCGCAGCGUACGAGCGUGUCACGCAAAAGCAUCUGAGGGGCAAAAUUGUGAUCGAUUUUGAGUGAGGCGGGAAGAGAGGAAAAUGUCUGCGGGAACUUAGAAUUCAGCAAUGCUUCUACCGUGUGAUUGUAGUUUAAAUAAAUUCAAAUUCAAUUUUCUAACGCUGCACUCCCAGAGUGCAAACGCGCGAAGACUACACAAGGUGCUGUUUAUUUUUUGA